CUUCCAAGAAACCCUGGAAAAGAGAGAGGGCGAAAUAUUUCGAUCGUCUUGCGCCGCGAUGGCGAGCAACGCGAAUGGCGGAUUUUUCUCCGCGAUUUCGAACAGGAUCUCGAGCAUUAGGUCGUGGAGCAGCGCCACGGUCUCCAGUAUGCUGGGCGGCGUGGAGGGUCUAGAGGUUAUCAAUCCCGAAGGCGGCCAAGAGGAUGCCGAGAGCGAAGCACUCAAAGGCCGCUUCAAGCAAGAAGAUCGUGAGAGCUACUGGAAAAUGAUGCACAAGUAUAUUGGAUCGGACGUCACUUCCAUGGUGACACUGCCAGUUUUGAUUUUUGAGCCCAUGACGAUGCUCCAAAGAAUGGCCGAGUUGAUGGAGUAUGCACACCUUUUGGACCUCGCUGAUCAGUGCGAAGAUCCAUACUUGAGGAUGGUCUAUGCUUCGUGCUGGGCUAUCUCUGUAUAUUAUGCUUACGAGCGGCCGUGGAAGCCUUUCAAUCCUAUUCUCGGGGAGACGUAUGAAAUGGUGAAUCAUAGUGGCAUAACGUUCCUCGCCGAGCAGGUCAGUCACCAUCCUCCGAUGAGCUCUGGACAUGCGGAGAACGAGCACUUCACCUAUGACAUCACCUCGAAGCUGAAAACAAAAUUUCUCGGGAAUUCUGUCGACGUUUACCCAGUUGGAAGGACGCGAGUUGUGCUAAAAAAAUCUGGCGUGGUACUUGAUCUAGUACCGCCACCAACAAAGGUGCAUAAUUUGAUAUUUGGCAGAACGUGGAUAGACUCUCCCGGAGAUUAUGUUGUGACAAAUCUCACGACUGGCGACAAAGUGAUCCUUUAUUUUCAACCCUGUGGCUGGUUUGGAUCUGGUCGUUAUGAGGUCGAUGGCUACGUUUACAACAAGGACGAGGAGCCCAAGCUUCUGCUUACGGGGAAGUGGAACUCAUUUAUGAGUUACCAGCCCUGCGAUUCCGAAGGCGAGCCGUUAGCAGGAUCUGAGCUGAAGGAGGUGUGGAGAGUAGCGGACGUUCCCAAGAACGAUAAGUUCCAGUACACGCAUUUUGCUCACAAGAUUAACAGCUUCGACACGGCGCCAAACGGGCUACUUCCGUCGGAUUCACGCCUGAGACCGGACCGUUACGCUCUGGAGAAGGGCGAGAUGAGCAAAGCCGGCUCUGAGAAGUCAAGGAUGGAAGACAAGCAGCGAGCCGAGAAGAAAGUCCGUGAGUCGAGAUCCGAGAAGUUCACGCCAAAGUGGUUUACUCUCACGGAAGAUGUCAGUACGACGCCGUGGGGUGACUUGGAGAUCUACGAAUUCAACGGCAAGUACGCGGAGCACCGUGCCAAGGUCGAGGCGGAAUCCAGCGGCGACAGAGUGGAUCAGACAGGGAUCACUUUCAACCCGUGGCAAUACGACGACUCCUCGGUGCAAGCAGCCGCCGAGUGAAGAGCCAUCCAAGAAGAACAGUCGCAUGUUUAUUGCUGCUAUACAAAUAGAUGUACAGAACAAUUGGGGAGUUAAAGAGGUGAUACAACAAGAAUAAAAAUAAAAGAAUGGUCUUCUUCUUCCUGUUU
Molecule: messenger RNA, 1563 nt
Organism: Selaginella moellendorffii
Lineage: Eukaryota; Viridiplantae; Streptophyta; Lycopodiopsida; Selaginellales; Selaginellaceae
Product: oxysterol-binding protein-related protein 3B
Exons: 11
Coding region: 59-1435 (458 amino acids)
Cellular component (GO): membrane; intracellular membrane-bounded organelle; cytosol
Molecular function (GO): sterol binding
Source: RefSeq, a predicted model, not a curated record